AUAGUAGGUUUAUUUCAACGAAAUGGUACAGCUCAACUUAUUGUCAUUAUCGUCAUUGAAACUAUCUAUUUCGGUCUUCAAUUAUUUAAAUGUCCAUAUGCAACAAAUCAAAUUAAUAUCUUUUAUAUAACAAUCGGUUUCUUUAGACUAUCUCAUGUCUUGUUAAAUAUCGUUUACCUGCCUAGUUUACAAUUAUCUGAACAUGAUAAACAAGUAGUUGCUUAUGUUCAAAUCUGUUUUCAUAUGCUUUGUUUUAUUCUUCUUUUCUCUUUUACGCUUAAAAAUCUAUUUAAUAUCCUCCUUGGGACAUUAGAUAAUCAAUUUAAAGGACAAAACCCGGUACCUGCUGUCCGUAUGUUAAGAUGGCGACGAUAUAAA
This is a messenger RNA of Cokeromyces recurvatus, 378 nucleotides long. RefSeq lists its product as uncharacterized. Gene Ontology annotation, biological process: transmembrane transport. The record is from RefSeq and is a predicted model, not a curated record. The annotation marks the transcript as partial. The transcript has a single exon. Lineage: Eukaryota; Fungi; Mucoromycota; Mucoromycetes; Mucorales; Mucoraceae.